Cladocopium goreaui is the source of this 751-nucleotide messenger RNA. Lineage: Eukaryota; Dinophyceae; Suessiales; Symbiodiniaceae. The record is from the annotation of a GenBank genome assembly.
GUCGUGACGUGAGCAUCCCAACCAUCGCCUGGACAACCAGCGAGUUGGAGAGCGUCCGCUCAUCCAGGAGGUUGUGUGAUUACCUGGAGGCCGAGUGGCCCAGACUUGGCUUGCCGCGUGAUGUGCACAUCUUGGAACUGGGUGCUGGGGACGGUUGGCUGGGCAUGACCGUGGCCCGCAACCUGGUCGCGAUCUCAGGCCAAAGCACCACCAGGGUCACCGAUCAAGAGGGCUAUCGGAUCAGGUCAUUGAGUCAAAACGUUGCCUACAACGUUGCCAAAGGUUUACCCUUGGACAACUUGGGCCAUGGCGUGCUGGACUGGGAACAUCAGCAGGUUUGGUCGGAUGGCACCCAGGAGGGGACGCUUCACCUUUUGAUUGGCGCUGACGUGGUGGAGGAGUCAUCCGCACGUCAUUUGGCACGAACGAUCCGCGACUUUCUUUCGCAGAAGCAGGAGAUGCUGGUGUUGUUGGCGCAUCAGAUGAUGCGUUCCCUGGACGCCAAUGAAGCGUUCUUUCAGGCUUUGCAGAGCCAGCACCUGGAGCCCUGGAUCGUGGCGGCCGAAAGCCAGGCGAGCCUGGAGCUGAAGGAAGAAGCCAAAGGCGUGGUGAUUUUACAAAUUACUUGUCAAAAACAAGAUCAGUGGCUUUUACCCUGGAGCGAUUCAUUGACGGGUUUGGAAGAUACCUUCUAUGUUUGAAGCCUUCAAACUGACCGGAACUUCACAGGGCCUGAAACGGGCUGGCGAAU